Closterium sp. Yama58-4 is the source of this 1287-nucleotide messenger RNA. NCBI's taxonomy places the organism in Eukaryota, Viridiplantae, Streptophyta, Zygnematophyceae, Desmidiales, Closteriaceae. The record is from the annotation of a GenBank genome assembly.
AUGUUAGAAACUGAGGGGGGUGACGUUGCUGCUGACGACGCGGCGGCCCCUCGCCGCUUUCCACGCUUGGAGACCCCUCCGGGUUUUCCACCUCGACCGUCUUCGCCGCCUCUGCAGCCGGUUGCUGUCGACUCUGGUGCUGCUGGGGGUGGUGCUGCUCGGGGUGCUGUGUCUGGUGGUGCUGAGCGUGAGGGUGCGGAGCCUGGGGGUGCUGAGCAUGAGCGUGCGGAGCCUGGGGGUGCUGAGCCUGAGCGUGCGGAGCCUGGGGGUGCUGAGCCUGCGGGUGCGGAGCCUGGUGUUGCUGAGUUCGGGGGUGCUGCGCCUAGCUCCGCCUUCGGAGUGUCGCUGCUGGAGCUGGAGGCCCUGGAGCUGCUAGCCUUGGAGGUGCCGGAGGUGCUCGUACUGGAGGUACUGGAGGUGCUCUCUCACCACAGUCGCCGCGCGAGUGGUACGCUCAGCAGCUCCGCCUUCGGAGUAGCGCUGCUAGAGCUGGAGGCGCUGGAGGUGCUAGUCUUGGAGGUGCUGGAGGUACUGUUGGAGGUGCUGGAGGUACUGGAGGAGAUGGAGCUGUUAGUCCUGGAGGUGCUCGUACUGGAGGUACUGGAGCUGCCGGAGCUGGUGGUGCUGCCAGUACUGGUGGUGCUGGUGGUGCUGGCACUGCUGGUCCCGGAGGUGCUCGUACUAGAGGUACUGGAGGUGCUCUCUCACCACAGCAGCUGCGCGAGUGGUACGCUCAGCGCUGCCACCUUCGAAGUGGCGCUGCUGGAGCUGGAGGCGCUGCGGCUGGAGACGCUGGAGCUGGAGGCGCUGGCGCUGGAGGCGCUGGGGCUGGCGGCCCUAGAGCUGGAGCUGCUGGUCCUGGAGGUGCUAACACUAGAGGUACUGGAGCUGUCGGAGGAGGUGGUGCUGCUCGUGCUGGAGGUGCUGGUGGUACUGGCACUGCUGGUCCCGGAGGUGCUCGUCCUGGAGGUGCUGGAGCUGCCGGAGCUGGUGGUGCUGCGGGCUCUGGAGCUAGAGGCGCUGUCGCUGGAGGCACUGACGCUGGAGGUUAUGGAGCUGCUGGAGGCGCUUGAGCUGCUGGUACUCGUACUGGAGGUGCUGGUGCUGGUGAAACUGGUGCUGGUGGUACUGCACAGCCGCGACUGUUCUUCGCUCCGCCGUCACCGUCGUCUCUGCCACCGCCUGACUCGGUACUUCGCCAGGUUCUUAGCCUUCCAUCUUCUACUGGCCUCCCGUUACAGCCAGGCUCUUCACUGCCUGCUCCUUCUCCUUACACUGAGCCAAUAG